CUGACUGACGAGGAGAGGGUCUAUCUAAACGCCGCAGCACUCGGAGACGCGCCGAUAGUCCAAAAAUCCUCAAAAAAACGCCCAAAAACGCCAAGGUUGAACGUGAACUGUCUGGACUACAUGGGCAGAAGCGCGCUGCAUCUAGCGGUCGAUAGCGAUAGCAUGGAGACCGUGGAAUUACUGUUGGAUAGAAUUGACUUUGAUUGCAUAGAGGAGGCCCUGUUGCAUGCUAUCAGCAAGGGGGCCACUAAAACAGUCAGGGUCAUCAUCGAGCACCCCAACUAUAUUGCAGGUAGUAUUAUUAUAGUAUUAGGUGCCGAACAGGCAAAAAGGUCCCGGAAAGAUCCAUUUUUCAGGACCGACGAAAAGAGCCAAUUCUCACCCGAUAUAACCCCCUUAAUUUUGGCGGCCCAUUACAAUAACCACGAAAUUAUUCAAAUGUUUCUCAGUAGGAAUCACUCCCUGGACAGGCCCCAUCCGAUUUCAUGUCAGUGUGGGGACUGUGUCACCAAGCAGAACUACGACUCACUGAAAAGGUCAAGGUCGAGGUUAAAUGCCUACCGCGCCCUGGCGAGCCCCGCCUACAUGGCCCUAUCGAGCCCCGACCCAAUUAUGUCGACCUUUGAGUUGAGACAGGAGAUGAAAAAAUUGGCCCAGGUUGAGAAAGAGUUCAAGAUUGGGCGCGCGUUAAGAUGUCCCGCCUCCAAGUUCAUCACCCACACGUUCUCCCACAUCUGCUUCCUCGUACUCCUGGCGGCAGCCACCUUCCGACUCGACAACCAAACCUACCCCAUGACCUUUAACCUCACGAAUGACCUUUUUGCGCCGGCCAACGUCCUGAUGACUAACGUCCAAAUAUGCCUCAUGUUUUGGAUCUUUGGCCUCUUAUGGAUGGAAUGCAAGGCGAUGUACAAUUCUGGCUUACGAGUCUACCUACUCGAUAGCUACAACAUGAUUGACUUCGUCGUCUUGUCGGUAUAUUUGAGCUCCUACGUGUUACGGUUUCUAGUCGAUCACCGAAUAAAAGCUGCCGACCGAUUUCAAAACACACACACAAACACACACGCACAUACACACACACACAAACACACACAAACACACACACACGCACGCACACACACGCACACAGCUCGUUUCGAAUGGAAACCAAAUGAUCCCGAAAUUGUAUCAGACGUUCUAUUCGCUGUAGCCAACGUGUUGAGUAUUGCCAGGACAACCUACCUGAUGCCAGCCUUCGAAGUUCUAGGCCCUCUCCAAAUAUCGCUCGGGCGAAUGAUUGGCGAUAUUACGAGAUUUCUCGUUUUGUUUACUUUGGUAUUGUUUGCAUUCAUGGUAGGAUUGCAUAACCUAUAUUGGUACUACGGUUCACAGACCUACAAAAAAGAGGGCACAGAAAAACUGGUCCAUACAUCAGAGGCCUUUCAAGGUUUGUUCUGGUCAAUGUUUGGCCUGGUGAAUAUAGAGAGCGUUGAAAUAAAGUACCCAAACAAAGAGAAGGGCAGCGACUUCGCGUACAGCUUCCCAGGGGGCAACCACGCGACGUCUGUGGUUGAGGGCGUCGGGAUGUUUCUCUUUGCCCUCUACCACGUAGCCAUCAUCAUCGUCCUCAUCAACAUGCUCAUCGCCAUGAUGAGUCACUCCUUUGAAGACAUACAGACGGACUGUGACGUUGAAUGGAAGUUCGCUAGGACGGGUCUGUGGAUGAAUUAUAUUGACGAUGGCGGAACUCUUCCAGUCCCAUUCAACAUGUUCCCGACUCCCAAAUCGUUCAUUUAUUUGUAUAAGUUAGCGUUUGUUCAUUCGUUCGUUCGUUCGUUUGUUCAUUCGUUUGUUCAUUCAUUCAUUCAUUCAUUUGUUCGUUCGUUUGUUCGUUCGUUCAUUUAUUCAUUCAUUCAUUCAUUCAUUCAUUCAUUCAUUCAUUCAUUCAUUCAUUCUUUCAUUCAUUCUUUAGUUGCAUCAAUUGAUCACACUUAUGAUAAUAACAACAACAAUAAUAAUGACGAUAAUAUUAACUUUUAA
Molecule: messenger RNA, 2019 nt
Organism: Helobdella robusta
Lineage: Eukaryota; Metazoa; Annelida; Clitellata; Rhynchobdellida; Glossiphoniidae
Exons: 11
Biological process (GO): calcium ion transmembrane transport; manganese ion transport; regulation of cytosolic calcium ion concentration
Cellular component (GO): cation channel complex; membrane
Molecular function (GO): store-operated calcium channel activity; protein binding; inositol 1,4,5 trisphosphate binding
Source: RefSeq, a predicted model, not a curated record